Messenger RNA from Scleropages formosus (Asian bonytongue), 2103 nucleotides. RefSeq names its product cysteine-rich hydrophobic domain-containing protein 2-like. NCBI's taxonomy places the organism in Eukaryota, Metazoa, Chordata, Actinopteri, Osteoglossiformes, Osteoglossidae. The transcript has 6 exons. The coding region runs from base 1 to 522 and encodes 173 amino acids. The record is from RefSeq and is a predicted model, not a curated record.
AUGACCGUCCUACUGCCAAGCAUGGCGGAUUUCGACACCAUCUACGAGCUGGACGAGGACGACGAUCGGGUGGUGAGCGAGGAGCACGCGGCCAGAUACUGCCCCGAGCCCGUGGUGAUGCGGGGUGCCGGCCACAUCACCGUGUUUGGCCUGAGCAACAAAUUCGACUCUGAAUUUCCUUCAGUUCUUACAGGAAAGGUGGCUCCCGAGGAGUUCAAGACAAGCAUGGGCCGGGUGAACACGUGCCUAAAGAAGAACCUUCCCAUCAACGUGAAGUGGCUUUUGUGUGGCUGCCUGUGCUGCUGUUGCACAGUUGGUUGCAGCCUGUGGCCUGUCAUCUGUCUCAACAAGAGAACGAGAAGGUCCAUUCAGAAAUUAUUAGAAUGGGAAAACAAUAGAUUGUAUCAUAAGCUGGGACUGCACUGGAAACUCAGCAAGAGGAAAUGUGAAAGCAGUAACAUGAUGGAAUAUGUAAUUCUUAUAGAAUUCUUGCCCAAAUAUCCAAUCUUCAGACCAGACUGAAGAGGCAGAUCGGAUGUCCCGGUGUGCAACCCUCCAUUCCUACACUUAGUGCCUUGUAGAUAUGGUGGACUGAUGGUCUAUGCUGCUGUGUUGUGACAACCCCCUCCUUGUCCCUCCUCUACAGUAGAACUACAACACUGUCACUUUGCUUUAGAGCAGAUUUUGCACAUAUUCUUGCAUAGUGAGGCUCCUUUGUUGCACUUGGACAUUUUUUGUUUAAUGGAGAAAAAGAUUGUUUUUCUGUGAAGAAUUUUAUCAUGCUGCCUCACUUGGGUGGAGUGACAACAAAACAUGUUAUAAGUGUGUAGGUCACAAAGGACAGCUUGAAGAAAAUGACAGCAUCUUCAUUGAGCACUUAAAAUUGAACUAGAUUUCCUGUGAUUGAAGACACUGGGAAACUCUAUUCCUCCCUGUAGCACGUAAUGUAUUCAUCAGUUUUUGUAUUGGAUUAUUAUUUCAAGGGCAAAAACCCUAUACAAAUGUAGAAUUUUCUUAUUUGCCAUAUAAAAAAAAAAAAAAAAAAAACUUACCCUUUCAGUUCAAAUUCAGCAAGUAGAAUUCAAUCAAGAAACGAACGGAAUUCUUUCUUCAAAUAUUUAGUUUUAUUUUCCAUCUUUCCCACAUAAUCUUAAAAUUUAUUCUAAAGAAAUGGUCAGGAGAUACAACUUUUUUUGUAGUUUAGGUAAUGUUUCUUCCUGCUUUUCAAAAGAAAACUCUUUCUAUACCAAGAUGGUAACUGGCUCAUGUAACGUAUACGUAAUUGCUUUAGGAAAAGGUAUACAGUGUUAUGCCAUUGUUUACAGAAUGUAGUUUUUUUGCCAAGGUAUUGAUGUACAGUAGCUAUAUGAAAGAUGAGUAACCUUUCUGCAUAAAUGGACCUGUUUACCUAGUAAGCCAUACUGUUACUAUGUAGAUAAUGCCGAUCCUGAAAAUUUCACGGUAGCGCACUGAAGGUGGGUUUCAUUUUUCCAUUUGACCAACGUCAUAGACUGUUAUUUACAAUAACAGUAGUGAUGCAAGUUGAGUGGGUUUUGCCAACUGAAGAAGAUAUGACUUUAAAAAGUCUUAAGUCAUUGCACAGAUGUGUAUUCAUGGCUCUUCACUGUUUUUUUGACAUGAUUUUCACUCUGAACAGAAAUGGGCAUCUCUCAAUCUCCUUGAAAUUGAUGUAGAUGUCUGCUCCACCUACACAAACAUCAACUGCAGCCGGUGAAGAAUUCAAGUUAGCUGCUCCAUUGUAAUGUUAUAACAUUUCGGUUUUUGUUACAUUUCAGUUUUGCGUUUUCUGAGCUGUGCUAUGUGACUGCAGUAGUUUUGUGCAGAUGCUGCAUGCUGGUACAGGCCGGUGUACCAGUGAAUGUAGUGUUUCGGUUCCUGUUACACAGAACUCCCAGUGCACAGUUGGGUUCAGGCCUUACAGAUGCUUAUCAUGGUCCUGCUCUGGCAAAUUGGUCAUGCACGGGGAGUUCCGCCGAACAACAACAGUUCAAUCUCUUAGUGUCCCUUCUCUAGCAGAGGACUUGUACUCAUGUUUUCCAAAUCCUUGCUGAACUAAGGAAAACUGAAAUAAACUGUUACCCC